Canariomyces notabilis is the source of this 390-nucleotide messenger RNA. RefSeq lists its product as uncharacterized. The record is from RefSeq and is a predicted model, not a curated record. The transcript has 3 exons. Bases 1 to 390 code for a protein of 129 amino acids. NCBI's taxonomy places the organism in Eukaryota, Fungi, Ascomycota, Sordariomycetes, Sordariales, Chaetomiaceae.
AUGUCGUCCUCGUCAUCCAUGAACAAGUACUGGAUCCCUCAUUUGGAUAUCCACAAGAAGGUCAUCACCCAGGAACUUCAGUAUUAUCUCGGGCCUGAGGCAACAGUGAGGCCCUAUACUCGCGAAGGAGAGGAUGGCUUUCUGAUCACCACACCAGGGCCUUGCCUAACAGAUGAGCAAAUAGACGACAUCUGCGUCAAGUCCAAAGACAUGUGGGAGAGACAGGCAGCGGCAAGGUCAUCCGGCAGCUCAAGCAAGCCUUUGAAGCGACCGCUUCACCAGCCAGUCGUCAUAUCCAAGGCGGGCGCCGGUGAAUCGCCCAGGAGGAGAAGGGAGGACCGGAGGCGCCACGAUCCUGGGAGCCGACGCGACGAGAAACGCCGAAAUUGA